Fusarium coffeatum is the source of this 1098-nucleotide messenger RNA. RefSeq lists its product as uncharacterized. The transcript is spliced from 3 exons. Gene Ontology annotation, molecular function: methyltransferase activity. The record is from RefSeq and is a predicted model, not a curated record. NCBI's taxonomy places the organism in Eukaryota, Fungi, Ascomycota, Sordariomycetes, Hypocreales, Nectriaceae. The coding region runs from base 1 to 1098 and encodes 365 amino acids.
AUGGCUGCUGCACCUGCUGAAGAAGCGCAGACUGCGCAGACUGGCGCGCAGGAGAUGCUUGCUCCUACGCACUGGGAGAACACCGCCUCCGAUCCCGUCGAUGCCGAAGCCGAUAAUUCAGACAACGACUCCUCGCUAGGCGACGACUCUGCCAGUUCGACCGCGUCUAUCAACUCGAGCAUUCUCGACUACCGUACCAUCAAUGGCCGAACAUACCAUGCUGAGCGAGGCGAUGCGCAGUACUGGGCGUCAAACGAUAACCAGGCCUCUGAGGCUCUUGACAUCAUCCACCAUACUUCCCUGCUGAUCAUGGAUGGAAAGCUCUACUUUGCGCCUGUUGAGGCGCCUAAGAAGGUGCUUGACAUUGGUACCGGUACUGGAAUUUGGGCUAUGGACUUUGGUGACGAGUUUCCCGAGGCGGAGGUCAUUGGAACCGACAUCUCUCCGAUUCAGCCAAGCUGGGUUCCCCCGAACGUCAAGUUUGAGAUCGAAGACUUCACCCUCGACUGGACAUUCCCUCCCAACUCGGCCGACUUCGUCCACAUGCGUUUCCUCUACGGCAGCGUCCCCGACUGGAACGCCCUGUACGAGCGUGCAUUCCAAGUGACCGCGCCCGGCGGCUGGAUCGAGUCCCAUGAGGGUGACCCCAUGGGUCUUAGCGACGACGACAGCGUCAAGCCUGGCAGCGCCAUUGCGGAAUGGGGCAAGUUCUUCCACGAGGGCGCAAAGAAGCUCGGUCGCACCUUCUCGCCUCUUCCCGGCAACCUGCAAGAGGAGGGCAUGAAGAAGGCUGGUUUUGUCGACAUCCAGUCCAAGACAAUCAAGGUCCCUGUCGGCGACUGGCCCAAGGAUGACCGUCUCAAGGAAAUUGGCCGCUUCACCAACCUUAGCAUUCUCUCCGAUGUCGAGGGCCAUAUCGCCUUCAUGGCUAGUCUUCUUGAGGGCUGGACCAAGGAGCAGGUUGUGCUCUACUGUGCUCAAUUGAGAAAGGAAUUGAAGGCCAAGAACCGGGCGCAUGCUUAUUACCUCCAGCGUAUCGUCUGGGGCCGCAAGCCUGCCGAUGGAGAGGUCGUAACUGAAGCCGCAACUGAAGCAUAA